Populus euphratica (Euphrates poplar) is the source of this 1776-nucleotide messenger RNA. RefSeq lists its product as uncharacterized. The transcript is spliced from 3 exons. NCBI's taxonomy places the organism in Eukaryota, Viridiplantae, Streptophyta, Magnoliopsida, Malpighiales, Salicaceae. The record is from RefSeq and is a predicted model, not a curated record. The coding region runs from base 165 to 1589 and encodes 474 amino acids.
UUCUUGUCUCGCGGCAAAUGAUUUAGUUCUAUCUGUUUAUCUUUACAGGUUUCUCUCUCACACACACCACUCCCUCUCUCUCUCUCUCUCUCUCUCUCAACUCGCUUUGCUUCUUUUUAUUUUUUUGCUAGCUUCGCUCUUGCAACAGUGACGAGACUGUAAAAAUGGAGAGGAAGCAGGGGUUCUUUUCAGUUGUUAGAGGACUAUCACCGGGGAGGUCACGAGCGAAGAGUCCGGCGAGGAGUGCAUCACCGAUGUCUAGUUUGUUAAGGAGGAGAAAAGGACAUGGACAGCACGUGGCAAAGCCAGAGCCCUUGAUCAUUCCUAGAUCAGGGAGCUUGAGGCCAGCGGAAGCUUUAUCACCGUUGAAAGAGGGACCAGAUCAAGAUGACGGUGGAGAUUCAAGGAUGGAAGGUAAGUGGGGCCAGUGGAUGAAAGGACAACUUUCAAGAGGAGGACCGUCUUCAGUCGUAUCUUCCUCAUCAAAUGCUUGUAAUAACACUAGUAAACGGUCCGAUCUGAGGUUAUUGCUUGGUGUCUUGGGUGCCCCGCUUGCUCCGGUUCACGUUAGCACUGCUGAGCCAUUGCCUCACCUUAGUAUAAAAGAUACUCCCAUUGAAACUUCAUCUGCACAGUACAUAUUACAGCAGUAUACAGCAGCAUCAGGAGGGCAAAGGCUUCAGAAUUCCAUUCACAAUGCGUAUGCUAUGGGGAAGGUGAGGAUGAUAGCUUCAGAAUUUGAGACGGCUAACAAGGUCACUAGAAAUAGGAACUCUUCCAAAGCUGCGGAGUCUGGUGGGUUUGUCUUGUGGCAAAUGAAUCCAGAUAUGUGGUAUGUUGAGCUUGCGCUUGGUGGAAGCAAGGUUCAUGCUGGCUGCAAUGGGAAGCUUGUGUGGAGGCAUACACCUUGGCUUGGUGCACAUGCUGCUAAAGGUCCUGUUAGACCCUUGCGCCGUGCACUUCAGGGCCUUGAUCCAAGAACAACUGCAAGCAUGUUUACUAAUGCAAGAUGCAUUGGGGAGAAGAAGAUCAAUGGAGAUGAUUGCUUUAUCCUCAAGAUAUGUGCAGAUCCUGCAACUCUCAAGGCUAGGAGUGAAGGGCCAGCAGAGAUCAUAAGGCAUGUUUUGUUUGGCUACUUCAGCCAGAAAACAGGACUCCUUGUUCAUUUAGAAGACUCUCAUUUGACCCGCAUCCAGAACAAUGGAGGUGACGCCGUUUACUGGGAGACCACAAUCAAUUCUUUCCUUGAUGAUUACAGGCUAGUGGAUGGUAUCAUGAUUGCUCAUUCUGGGCGUUCAGUAGUAACCCUUUUCCGGUUUGGAGAUACGGCAAUGAGCCACACUAGGACCCGAAUGGAAGAAGCAUGGGCAAUUGAAGAAGUGGCAUUCAAUGUCCCUGGCCUGUCCAUGGACUGUUUUAUUCCUCCUGCUGAAUUAAGGUUUGCUUCUAUUAGUGAAACCUGUGAGCUUCCUCGCAGUCAGAGGGUAAAGCCUGCUGCGACUGCUUCAGCCCAUCGUGCUAAAGUUGCUGCACUAGAGAGAUCUCACGAAAAUGCUACUAACAAUAUGAUGUGGAAAACAGAUGUUUAGAGGGAAGGGGCGGGAAAGGGCUUGUGGUAUCUUAUCAUCACACUGCUAGAUUAGGCGUCUAGUUUUACUCUUACCAGCCAAUUAGAAGGUGAACGGUAAAGGUAGGAACUUAUUAGUGGUUUUGUGAAGUAUUGGCAUUGAAUCAAUGUCCCUUUGAAUUUGUAAAUAGAGAAUAGUCAUUUACAUA